Messenger RNA from Drosophila guanche, 498 nucleotides. RefSeq names its product clumping factor A-like. The transcript is spliced from 2 exons. NCBI's taxonomy places the organism in Eukaryota, Metazoa, Arthropoda, Insecta, Diptera, Drosophilidae. The record is from RefSeq and is a predicted model, not a curated record. Bases 1 to 498 code for a protein of 165 amino acids.
AUGGAGCAGGAUGAAGCCACGGAGGGCGUUCCACCCAAAGUGCGAGCCAUCGACGCUGGACCUCCCGAAUUGCAGAUUCAGCAGUUGGCGAGGGAGAAAAUGUUCCAUCGUCAGCAGAAGAAAAAGCGUCAGAGUUCUGAUUCCAGUUCCGACUCUAGCGACAGUGAGAGCGAACAGAGAGCAUUACUACAGAGGGCGUUGCAGAUGCGGCCACUGUUGAUGCGGCAGCAACAGGAACGUAAUCAGCGGAAUAUGGCACUACUACAGCAGGAGUUGCAGGCUCUUCCAAGUGGCUCCGAGAGUGACUCCGAUAGUGACUCCGAUAGUGACUCCGAGAGGGAAUUCGAUACUGACUCCGAGAGUGACUCCGAGAGUGGCUCAGAGAGUGGCUCCAAAAGCAGCGACAGUUGCUCUGACGAUAGCAGCGACUUAGCCGGCUACACCUCCCACAGCAACUCUGAUGCCAGCUCCUACUCUAACGAUAAUGGGACCAACUAA